Messenger RNA from Molossus molossus (Pallas's mastiff bat), 803 nucleotides. RefSeq names its product chromosome unknown C2orf15 homolog (gene CUNH2orf15). The transcript has a single exon. The coding region runs from base 38 to 313 and encodes 91 amino acids. The record is from RefSeq and is a predicted model, not a curated record. NCBI's taxonomy places the organism in Eukaryota, Metazoa, Chordata, Mammalia, Chiroptera, Molossidae.
ACGUUUCCACUACUACAUUUAUUCAGCUGUUUUUCCAAUGGGAUUUUCUCUUAGUAAAUCUGCUACUCAGGUAUCUGCUAUAUGUAUGGAUUCAAAAGUGGAUGAUCACUUAAUGCGAGGGACUGAGACAAGCAAGUUGGAACCAGUGACUCGGUUAUUUCAAAGCACCAAGAAAAUAAGGUUAGAAGACACCAACCAAGAAAACUUUACAAGAAGUAAAGAGACUGGCACAGGAUCUCUUUCAGAGAAAGCCUUGGGUUCAGUGGUUUAUGUUAAAGAAAGUGAUGGAAUAGAAAUGACAGAUGUGGAAUGAAGUUAUUUGUACAUAUUAUCACAGAAACCAAAAAUUGCUUUUGACUAAGAAGUCACAUUGAAUGAGAAGUUAACCUCCUUAAGAAAACUUAACAAAAUGAAGGAAGAUGAUUGCUUUUUUUCACUGUUUAUGAAUCACCUUACACAGUAUUUUUUAUGACACAUACUCAAAAUGCUUUAGGAAGAAAAAAACUUUCCAAAAUUCAAAGCAGAUUUCUCUUGUAUUACAUUCUAUCCUUGUCAAAAUCAGAGUUUCUAAGUAACAGUAUUUAAAUGGCCCCGAAACAUAUCAAUUAUAAAGUAUUUAACAAGUGAUCAAAAAACAGUGCCCAAACAAUUUGACAUCUGUAUGUCACACUAUUUCUGGUGUUCCAAUUUUGUAUGUUAGAUUUCCAGUUUGGGGUUUUGCUUGAGGGGACUUUAUCUUCCUGUAUUUUUUGCAUUUCUGUUCUGUAAAUAUUCACUGCAGAUAAACUAUGCAAAAGAUCAGU